Molecule: messenger RNA, 1202 nt
Organism: Suillus subalutaceus
Lineage: Eukaryota; Fungi; Basidiomycota; Agaricomycetes; Boletales; Suillaceae
Exons: 7
Coding region: 1-1131 (376 amino acids)
Source: RefSeq, a predicted model, not a curated record
AUGUUCGAUUAUGUAAAACGACAUCGGUUGUCGGCACAAGGAGGUUUGGAAUCUGGAUGUUUGAAUCUGAAGGCAUUUCUAAAUCCUACGGACAACUCCAGUGCGAAGCAAGAGACGUACGGGCCUAGAAGAGGCCUGCCAGUACAUGACAUGGGUGUGUGCACGACAGAGAUGUAUGAGCUCGAGAAUGUAGUGGUGGAAUAUCUCAAGCAGGAAGGAUAUUUUGUUGGUGAGAAGAUCUACUACCAGAUGGAGUACUUACGCCAGCUGGUGAAUGGGGAGAAGCGGACGGAUGUCGUCGUGACGUGCACUGGAAUCCAUGUAUCCCGAUUCGAAGGGCUUCGUGCAUCUAUGGAAGAUAAAACAAACUCCCACAACCGUCAAAGCACUGAUGAAAUCCACGGAGCACAGGAUCCAAUUGCACACAGACCCUUUCCAAUUGGCCUGGGGGUAACACGAGUGCAAGAAGAGCACGUAUUGCUGCAUGCUGCGCAGACGACAGUGGAUGAUCAGGUGUUCCACUGGAACGUUAACACCGGGAUCACCAUAAGGACGUCAACGGGAAGUGACAAGGAGACGUUGAGUUAUAUGUUGGUUGCGGCUUUAUCUAUCCAGGAGGAUAUACAACAUAUGAGCCAGGACUCCAGCCACUGCAGGGCAGGGACCCUGGCACUCCAGGAGGACCUGCGCGUGAUCGCCCUGUUGCGCAACGAAAGCACUACUCGCCACGUGUUUAACUGGCUAGCGAACUCGAGACUAGUGAACGUCUGCAUCUCCAUGAUAUCGUUCCAUUGUGUCACUGCACCAGAUUGUGGGCUCCCGUACAUCCGCGGGUCUAUCAUUAUACUGAAUUCCGUGGCUACCGAUGGGAGCAAGAAGCAGGGCACAAAAAGACUUCGGCGCCAGUACCACGACAGGAAUGGUAAACAUUCACUGCAUGAUCACCCUUCCCAACAUAGAGGGCCAAAAAUUGAGGUUUCGGAGAUCGAUCAGAUCGGUGAUACGCACCACGGGGCUGGUUUCCGAAAGACCUUGUCCUUGCUCUUCUGCUCCGACCUCGAGGACACGGACCUUCCUCUACUUCACAAGCAUCGCUAUUUCCUUGCUGCGCUUCGGAGGGAGGAAGGAUAAAAAUGUAUGCGCGGUAAAUGAAAUGACAAAUAUAUGCGCACAGAAGUCGCCGAGAAUUAGCACAUAAGAUA